UUAUCAUAAAAAUGAGCACCAUGACGGACUAUGACGAGGCGUCGAGGACGUACGACUCCGUCAGGAGGGCCCCAGACGCGCACCUGAUCAAAAGUCUGAUGGAAAACUUCACCGGAAAGUCUCUGGAGGACAUGGAUAUUAUUGACAUCGGCUGUGGGACCGGAAACUACUCGAAAUAUUUCCUCCAGUUCCAACCAAAAAGCCUCUCCCUGAUGGACGCCAGCGUGGGUAUGCUAAAUAACGCUAAAGCCAAGUUAACAGCAGCGUGUAGGACGCAGAUAUCUUUCAAACAAGCAGUUCUACCAGAAAUUCCAUUCAAAGACAAUUCCUUUGAUGCUGGGAUGAUAAACCAUGUCUUGCAUCAUGUAGAGGUAAACCCUGAUGGAAAAUCAUUCCCAGGCUUUGUUCAAACACUGAAGGAGGCCCAUCGCAUUCUGAAACCAGGCGGGGUCCUAACCAUUAUUGCUGAUACACCAGAAAAUAUUGAUGGCCAUUGGUUCACAAGUCUGGUUCCAGAAACUACAAAAAGACUACAGAAGAGGCUACCUACUCAUAAACAAAUAAAGCAAAUGCUUGAAGAUUCUGGCUUCUCACUGAAGUCGACAUAUAAACCAUUAAUGGCAUCGUAUCUACCAAACUAUGACAACAUAGAGGGCCCUCUGUCUGAAUCCUGGAGAGGCGUUAACUCUUUUUGGUCACUCUGCACGGAGUCGGAAAUUCAAAAUAUGAUACGAAACGUGACGCAAAUGAAGAAUGAGGGAACUCUCCAAGCAUACUACGAGAAGCAUGAUCGAAUUUAUUCUGUCGGAGCUUAUGAAAUAUUUGCAGGAAAGAAAAUAUAA
Messenger RNA from Saccostrea cuccullata (small rock oyster), 842 nucleotides. RefSeq names its product demethylmenaquinone methyltransferase-like. The record is from RefSeq and is a predicted model, not a curated record. Gene Ontology annotation, molecular function: S-adenosylmethionine-dependent methyltransferase activity. The transcript is spliced from 3 exons. Lineage: Eukaryota; Metazoa; Mollusca; Bivalvia; Ostreida; Ostreidae. Bases 12 to 842 code for a protein of 276 amino acids.